GAGUACGACCAGCGGCUGUUCGAAGAUGAAACGGUGAACCGUAUGCAGGACGCGCUCACCCAUUUCGACUCCUUUUGCAACUCGCGGUGGUUUGUCAAGAUGUCGAUCGUCCUGUUCCUUAACAAGAUUGAUCGCUUCAAGGAGAAGCUUCCUGUCAGCCCGAUGAAGAACUAG
This is a messenger RNA of Aplosporella prunicola CBS 121167, 174 nucleotides long. RefSeq lists its product as uncharacterized. NCBI's taxonomy places the organism in Eukaryota, Fungi, Ascomycota, Dothideomycetes, Botryosphaeriales, Aplosporellaceae. The annotation marks the transcript as partial. Gene Ontology annotation, molecular function: GTPase activity; G-protein beta/gamma-subunit complex binding; G protein-coupled receptor binding. The transcript has a single exon. Gene Ontology annotation, cellular component: heterotrimeric G-protein complex. Gene Ontology annotation, biological process: G protein-coupled receptor signaling pathway. The record is from RefSeq and is a predicted model, not a curated record.